AAAAUGUAUACUUUGAAAGUACAAAAGUUUUCUCGUCUCUUCUCCAACUCUCUCAACUCCCUUCCCUCUCGUCCUCAGGUUAUGUUUCUUCUUUUUUUUCUUCCACUUUCUUUUGAAACAAAGAGGGGUGGUUUUCUUUUUAGUGAAUAAAAUUUAAGAUAAAGGAUGGUGUCUCAGUUCCAAGUUGAACCCAACUCUAAAAAGGGUAAAACUUUGCUUGCAUAUGUAUCUUACAUCAUUACUUUGGUUAACUUUGGUGCAUCCAAGCCAACCAAUCUUCAAAAAGUUAUUGCGAAAUUUAAACAUAAAAAAAAUUAUUGGGAUACCAAUAUUUUAUUGGAUAAAUAUGUUGAUGUUAGUCCCAUGGAUAACAAUAAUAUAUUGAAAGAUAAAAUUAUUGAUGAAGAUCAUGCCUCUAGAAGGAGUGGUAACGAUUCUAAAGUUUUUGAAGAAGUAAAUUAUGAAAAAGAGGACACUAUAAAGAAUCCUCCAAUCAAUCUCAUUGAUGAUUCUUGUUUUAUUUCUCAUGAGCUGAAUGAUUUUUUUGAAUCAUGCCUCCCUAACAUUGUAAAAGGGUGUAAGAGGGUCUUACUUUAUAGUACAUUGAAAGAUGGAAUAUCACUUCGUACACUUAUUCGCAAGAGUGCUCAACUAAACGGUCCUGCUUUGCUAAUUGUUGGAGAUAUGCAAGGAGCUGUGUUUGGUGGGUUGCUUGAUUGUCCCUUGAGACCUACAACAAACCCUAAAUAUCAAGGGACAUACCAAACUUUUGUGUUUACCAACGUUUAUGGUCAACCAACGAUUUUUCGACCUACUGGUGCCAAUCGGUACUAUUACUUAUGUUCCAAUGACUCACUUGCACUUGGUGGAGGUGGUGGUUUUGCUUUAUACUUAGAUGGGGACUUGAAUUUCUACAACCUAUAUAGGUUAACCGGAGCUAGUGGACCCUGCGAUACAUUUGGAAAUGAAUGUCUUGCUCAUACCCCAGAGUUUGAAUUAAAGAAUGUUGAGUUGUGGGGCUUCACACAUGCUUCCUCUUAAUUACAUGAUGUAAUUAAGGAUGCUCACAAAAAAAAACAUGCGAAACUUUUGAAGGGAUGUCCAAACAUAUCGUCUACUAAACUACUAGUCAAAA
Messenger RNA from Cicer arietinum (chickpea), 1135 nucleotides. RefSeq lists its product as uncharacterized. Lineage: Eukaryota; Viridiplantae; Streptophyta; Magnoliopsida; Fabales; Fabaceae. The record is from RefSeq and is a predicted model, not a curated record.